GAGUUUAAAAUGCUCUAAAUGUGUAAAAGUUCUGAAUCUAAGUAGGAAUAAAAACUAAGUUCCUGUUCUGGAAGAAUCUUUUCUGGAUUUUAAGUUCACUGAUCAGCAAAACCAGAAUACGCCUUUAAGGGUGUACUUACUUAUCUCUGUUGGAAACUGGGUGGAUUUGUCUGCUGAGACGUGAUUGGCUGAGCCGCCCGCCUGCAGUAGCACAGCAGGCAGCCGCAGGCAGCAAGAUGGGCUCCAGCCGCUCCAGCCUGAGGCGCGUCCCGGACGGACAGCAGCUCCUGCAGGAAACCGGAUUCUCUGCAGCCGUCCUCCUCCGUCUCCAUCAGCGGUUCCAGUUCCUGGACAAAGACAGCAGAGGACACCUCAGGUCCGAGGACUUGGAGGCGGAGCUGUCCGAGAAUCCCAUGGGAGACCGAAUCGUUGGAGCGUUUUUCCAGCCGGGGCAGGAAACGGUGGACUUUCCCUCGUUUGUCCGGGUUCUGGCUCACUUCCGGCCCACGGAGAAAAACCGGACCCGAGGCGGCGAGCAGCCGGAGCCGGCCAACAGCCGGAACCGGAAACUCAAAUUUGCCUUCCAGCUGUACGACCGGGACCGAGACGGGAAGAUCUCCAGAACCGAGCUGCUGCAGGUCGACCCGACAAACACUCAGAGCUCAGGUGCUGAGGGAGAUGCUGGGGCUGCAGGUGACGGAGGAGCAGCUGCAGAGCAUCGCGGAGCGCGCCAUCCAGGAGGCCGACCUGGACCGGGACCACGCCAUCUGCUUCGACGAGUUCAGGAAGUCGCUGGAGAAAGUGAACAUCGAUCACAAGAUGAGCGUUCGCUUUCUGGAGUAACGCCUCUGGAAGAAGAAGAAGAAGAAAAGAUUUCACCUGGUGGGGCGGCUGGUUCCUAACGAGUCCCACCUGCUGCUGGUCCAGGACAAAGAGGCUCAUCCUGGGACCCAACAUGGCUGCAGCGCAGAAUCCAGAGUGAAACAUGACAAAAACCUUCAUUUCUUCCAAUGAUUGUGGCUCACAGAGCAUUAAAGUCUAACCUGUGAAACGUUGCAGCAGAACUUUCUGUUUGACUCCCCAGAUGUUUGAUGCUAGAGCAUAGAUCCCAUCUCAUUAUCGGGGGUGGGGGCCAUAAACAGGGACAUUUUUUAAGAGCAAUUUUUGGGGGUCAGCAAAGUUACAGUAAAAUGUGGUUUAAAUUUUUUGUUCAAGCUGCACCAUAUAAAAUGACUAGCAAUGAAUAACAAAAGUGUUUUUCUGAGUAAACAACCUGCUGAGACCCAGAGAGUCAAACUGAGAUUUGGUUCACAGACCUGAUCUCUGCUCCACCUUCACAACAACCUGAGGCUCUAAAUGGAAACAAGCUUUAAUAAGUAACUCCACUUAAUAAAAAUCCUCAUAAAUAUUGA
Messenger RNA from Poecilia reticulata (guppy), 1412 nucleotides. The record is from RefSeq and is a predicted model, not a curated record. Lineage: Eukaryota; Metazoa; Chordata; Actinopteri; Cyprinodontiformes; Poeciliidae.